UUAUUUUUACGAUACAUUAUUAUCUCCUUACCACCUGUUCCAUAAGUAAGAUGCUAACUAUUGUACAGAUACAGUAGUAUCUGUAUGGAUUUAGUUUGAUAGUGUAAAUUGAGUAACGGGUAAUUUCAUUAAGAAGCCAAUUCUUGGCUGAUAAGUCCCUUUUUUAAAAAAUGUGGGCAUGAUCUUCCUUCUCAUAGUAGAAAUCUUUGAAUUUAAAAUCUAGAUUCUAGGGAAUUCCCUGGCAGUCCAGCAGCUAGGACAUGGCAUUUUCACUGUUUUGGACCCAGAUUCAUUCCCUAGUCAUGGAACUAAGAUCUUGCAAGCCAUGUGGCACAGCCAAUAAUAAUAACAAAAUAAUAGAAUCUAGAUUCUAUAAUAAAGCGAUUAUUUCUUUACCAUCUUAGUAAUUUGUGCCAUAAACACCAUUUUACUUUGUUGCUAGGGUGUUUUUCCACCCAAAUUCACUGCUUAGAUAAUUAUUACAUCGGGAUUGCAAAACCACCUACCAGGUGAACAUGAUUAAAGAUGAUGGGACAGUUAUUCAUUUCAACAAUCCCAAAGUCCAAGCUUCCCUUUCUGCCAACACCUUUGCAAUUACCGGCCAUGCAGAAGCCAAACCAAUCACAGAAAUGCUUCCUGGAAUAUUAAGUCAGCUUGGUGCUGACAGCUUAACAAGUCUUAGGAAGUUAGCUGAACAGUUCCCUCGGCAAGUGCUGGAUAGCAAAACCCCAAAACCAGAAGACAUUGAUGAGGAGGAGGAUGAUGUUCCAGAUCUCGUAGAAAAUUUUGAUGAGGCAUCAAAGAAUGAAGCUAACUAAGAUCUUUUCUGAUUUUUGGAAGCUGGCAUGGACUAGAUUUAACAAAUCAGCUAUGUGGUUCCAAAGUUUUACAGACACGGAGAACAUCAACUGUUACUAGUUCAGUAAUAUAAAUAUUUUGUAUAUUAAUAAUGCUGUUUAUUCAGCAUUUUUUGGUCAUUUAAUUUUGCAUUUUGCACUUCCUCCCAGGAUCUAUUCUUUUGGUCAAAAUAUGAAGUGUUGGUGCAUUUUGAGGGUCUUAUGGUUUUUUUGUUUUUUGUUGGGAUAUUUUAGGUGUAUGUAUGUGUGUAUGUGUGUGUGUGGGUAUGUGUGUAUACAGUUGAGAGCAAAUUGGAAAACAGUUUUAUUUAUCCUCCUCCUCACCCCAGUAGAAAUAAAACAAAUCUUUACAUUUGUUACUUUUUAUUUUUUCUAAUGAUGCACAGAAUUAAUAAAAAGUGAGGGUCUUGGAUUUCAAAUCUGAGAAGAUUUUACCCUUGGAGGUUUUGGUUUUAAUUUGCUUGGUUAACAUAUUUCUCAUAUAUUUUUCUGGGCUUAAAAUGUCUUGAGAUAUUUUGCCACCAGCUACAGGCUGGCAUGAUGGGUAGCAUAUCUUUGGUGCAGUUGCCUUAGAUUCACUUACCUAGUUAGACCCAGAAGAAUUUCUUCUACUAGCUUUCCUUCUGAAUGCCUUGUUUCCUCUCCUCUCGGUCUCCAAAUGGCCUGGUCAGCCUGUAGCAAUGCUCUUCCUCAUCUUCCAUCUAGCUUGAGAAGGAUGUUCUCCGUAUAGAGUUAAGUGAGUGCCUAAUCCCUCUUUGUGUAAGAUGGUUUCUUCAUCUUUGAGAAACAACAGCUCCGUCUUCAACUUUUUAAUUUUUUUGAUUUUACAGUUUGGUAGAUUUCAAACUGGAAUAGCUAGCAUGUGCUUGCUAAAUAAUUUUAUGCCAGCCUUAUCCUGUGUUCUAGCUGUUCUUAAUAGCAGGUGCAAAAAUGCCUCUUUUUCAGCAAGGUUGAAGUUGGGAAUGUUCUUUCGAAUCAGAAAAAAUAGGCCAUAGACUCAUUCCCCAGCACAAACGCUCAUUCUGUGAAAUGGUACUGGCCCCAGGAGGACUUCUUCAACCGUUUCUCUACUUUUGGCCUUGAACCUACCUCUGGAUUGGAUCUUACUAUUGUAGCUGCUCACAGCAUCCUCCUGCAUGCUUAGGUAAUGCUUUGGGGGAAUACUGAUAAAACACAGUAUUUAUUUUUUCACCUCCUUUCAGAGGACUUGGAGGUAAGUUGCAUUCAUUCACUGAAGCUUCCCUCUUGCUGUCUGAUGAUAAAUGCUUGCGCUUUGUUAUAUCAGCUUUUGUUAGAGCCAAUAUUUAAGAAUAAGAUUUAGAAAAUCUGUCAUGACCCAUCAUCAAACUAUGGCUUAACCUUGCAGCAUAUCAAAUCUUGUUUCAAGCUAGAUAUCUUUAUUUGAUAUCUCUAGUGCAAGACCAACAAUAUAUCAAGAGAUCUAUAGACACGAAGGCAAAGCUCUUGUGUUUUUUUCCAUCCAGACACCUCAAUUUAUUUUAUACAUUUGUUGCUUUUUCCUGUUAUGUUUUAUAUAAUAUAUGGACUUAACUACAAAAUAAAAUAACAGUAAUAAAAUAACAAAAGAGGAUAAUACUUCCUCUUGUGCUUCUCUUUUUGUUGUCUAUAGAAUUUCCUCCUUUUGUAUUUCCUCUCUGCUCCUCACCCCAAAAUGAAUUGCAAUCUAGUCAUUUUUUUAUAUACUGCUUCCUACAUUGUUAGAUCAGCAGGUCUACAUGGUCUCCAUAGUCCAGAACGCUGUUCUUUUGACUUUCCCUAAAGGGUACAUUGUGGGGGCAAAGAGAGUUAAAGGGAUUUCAAGUGGUUAAGAACACAGAAGAGAUGGGUAGUAUAGCAAAUGGUUGGGGGGUGGGGAGGUCUCAUUUGGAAUUCAGGAGAAUUAGGUCCUAGUCCAAACUGUGGCAUUAACCAUAUGACCUUGGGCAGAUUCCCUAACCUAACAACUUUGAAAUUCAUCAGCAGUCAAAUGAGAUGUUUCUGAAUUAGUAUUUCUUAUGUUGCUAUAGUUCUGUGAAUCUCAUUUCUGAAAAUCCUCAAGUAGGUGUUUUAUCAUCUUUUCAGAGUUGUCUUUGUAUCAAUACCCAUAGAAGUUUUUUUUAUAUAUAUAUACUUCCUCUUUUACAUUUUGAUCACAUUUUAACUACUCACCCAGAGGAGCUCUCCUCAGUAUUUCCUUUCAUCCUGUUGACAACUCUUAAUGGCUGGCCUCUCAUGUGUAAUGAGCCAAUAUUCUUUUUGUUUUAUAUUUUCAUACCUUCACUUUUCCUGGACAAAGCAUACUGAGAUCCUGACUCAACCCAAAGAAAUGUUCCUGCCUUCAGAGUGAGUAGGUAUAGGUAAGAAUGUUGAUGGAACUUCUGUAAACUGUAGUGUUCUUGGCAUAAAUAUGAAUUAUAUAGUUUUUUUAAAAUAUAUGAAGUAGUUAUUCAGCAUUUACUUUUUACUAAGUUUAUGUGUUUACUGACAAGAUAACUAUAGAAUUUUCUGGGGAAAUUCACCUUAAAAUUUUGGGAUAAUUCAAGAAAUGUCUGCAGAGAGUUGAUUGAUAAUUUUGGUUUUUGUGGUUAGUCCUUACAGUUUUUAUAAAGGUCCUUAUUUAUCUGUUUUGGGGAAGCCCAAAGUUAACAGUUGGAACCUUAUAUUUGUUUUACCCUGUUAAGUAAUGGCUUAAGAAUACAUCAAGCAUCUUGAUUUGUUGUUAAGUAACUAGUGUUUAUGGGAUUCCAUUAAAUUAAUUUUAAUAAGCCUACCAGGUUCUUGUGAAAACCCA
Odocoileus virginianus texanus is the source of this 3648-nucleotide messenger RNA. It is a transcript of the gene BTF3L4, whose product is annotated as basic transcription factor 3 like 4. The record is from RefSeq and is a predicted model, not a curated record. NCBI's taxonomy places the organism in Eukaryota, Metazoa, Chordata, Mammalia, Artiodactyla, Cervidae.